AUGUACGAUAAAAUAGUACUUAUUUUACUUAUUGUUUCGUUAAGUUAUGAAAAAGUCGAAGGAAGGAAAUUGAAGAGAACUCAACAACCAAAAGAAUCGGAUAAUCCAGCCCCACAACCUAAUGUUUUAACGUAUUCCACUUUUGGCUUUAACGACGUUGGGUCCCACGAUGGGUUUAUUGAAACUUCCCCAGAUAAUGCAAAUUAUCUCACUAAAUACAGGGAGACGUCAGAGAAAUUAUAUGCACCGGCGUUUCCGUCGGCCAUGGAUUCUGAUUUUUCAAGUAAUUCUCAGUCUUUAAACGGAGAGGUGACUGGUGGUGGUGAUGGCGCAACAACAACAAGUAUGUCACAAUUUAAUUCUGUAAAUAAUUAUGGUCCUAAUUUUAAUUCAGACAACAAUUUAAAUAAGAACUCGGCCUCUGAUGUAGAUUAUAGUCUAAAUUUAGCAGAAAAUAAUAGGCCAGUUUAUGGGUCAAAGAUAAGCACUGCAAAUAGAAAUAUGUCAUCUAACUGGUAUAAAGACACAGAACCUAAUAAUGGAAUAUCGUAUCAAAAUAAACAUAAAUUUUCAAGUUACCGUGAAUCCCCUUUGUUCAGUGGACAUCUAACAUCGUACAGCGAGUCCAAUGAUAAUAAUCAAUUUAUUCAAAAUUAUGCCACAACCUAUCCGACGACGGAAAUAGAAAAUUCAAUGAAUGCCGAGUCAUUAAAUACGCAUAACCUAUCAAAGUUUCCUAAUAUUGGUGAUUUUACGAAUACUAAAUCAUAUGAUACAUUUGAGUUAGAAAAUAAAUAUUCGUUAGCUACAUCAAAGCCAUUAGAAACAUUUAACUCGAUGGUAAAUAACGUAGGUGACGAUAGGCUUAAUAACUAUUACGAAGACCAUAGUAAUAAAUUAAUAAAAAUAUCUCCAAGUUUUAAAAAUACAUUUGAAAAUAAAGGAAUUGAGAAUAUUAUUUCAUCGAAUCAAAACGUAAACACUAAUCAGGAAUAUUUAAGUAAACAUUCAAAUGUCAAAAAUUAUUUCAAAAAUAAAAAGUUAAAUAAUGAGUAUAAAGAUGAACAGAAAACUAAUCCUUGGAUUCUUGAAAAUGGCAAUAAUUAUGUUAACAAACGCAUUAAAAACCAUAGGAACGGUUAUGAAUAUGCGACAAAUUUUAGCAGUGCAAGUUUCAAGUUUGACGAUAAUGAACCUAAAAAACAGUACAAUUCUAAUAUUGACGAAAUUAUCCCUUCGAGUAGUAAUAUUAAUGAUUUUACAAAUUACAAGUUUCCUGAAACCGAAUAUUUAAAUUUUAAAGCUAAUCCCAGCUUUAGAAAUACGUUUAACAAUGACAACUCAGGUGAAUUAUCUUACAUAAUAGGAAAUAAAUAUAACCCAUCCCCUGAUUACUUAAACAAAUUUAAAAAUGUACACAGUAAUGUACCGACUUCUAUAACAAAUUGGGGAAAUGUUUUUAAAUCCACGGACUACUCAUCUUAUAAAAAACAUAUUCCGAAAGCUCAAUUUAACGAUGAGGAAAACUUUGACAUUGUACACAUACCAAACGGGCAAAAUAAUUAUAGACAUGGUAAAGAUUCAUCCGACGGUAUUGCGAACGAUUGGCCAAUAUAUAAUAACAAGCCGAGUAUAUUGCAAAGGCCGAAAAAUGAAUGGAGUAAAGAAAGUUUUAAUAACAGAUUCAAAUCAGAAGAGGAUUUAUUAGGAUUGAGAAACCAUGACACUUCACACCCCACUUACCUGCCAUCAUUUCAGUACCCUGUAACAGACAACCCUGAAGAAAGUUUCAAAACUACCGUAGAAAAAUGGAGAGAGAACUAUAUUAAAUCAAAGUAUCAUGAUACUCCAACGUACGAUUAUGAAGCUUCCGAAGCAAAAUACUUUCAGCCAUCAAAUCCCUAUCAAGUUCCAGUACCAGUAGUAAAACCGUAUCCAGUACCAGUUCCUCAAGUUAGGCCGGUGUUCCAUCACUCACGGCCGUAUCGCGACGAAUUCGACUUGGACCAAGACUUUGAUGACGGCGAGGAAUAUCUUCCGCGACCAGAGAGCAGUAAAGUUGUUUAUAAUAAAAGACCUAAAAGUCCACGGCAUCGUUCACGAAGACCAUCCCGCAUGUCCCAACAAGAACGUAGUAAGGGAAGAAGACCGCAGCGUGGACCAAACGGCUCCCGCGAAAAGGAUGAUCAUCGCUAUGUGCAAUCUCCUUUAACAGAUUACCAGCACUUCAGGAAUCACGAUGGCGACUUUGAUGCCGAACGUGAACACAGAGAAUACUUACUUUACUGUAAAAGAACUGAUGAUGAAAUCGAGGAAGAAUUGCAUCGCUUGUUUGGUCUCGAUGAUCCUGAGAUACGAGUAUCUGAAGAUGAGUUAGAGCCGGAAUCAGAAAAUAUUUCAAACUUAGAUGUAAUUAAUAUACUAAAUGAAUGGAUUCAACUCUUGCUCAACUAUGUGCAAUGA
Messenger RNA from Parnassius apollo (apollo), 2463 nucleotides. The record is from the annotation of a GenBank genome assembly. Lineage: Eukaryota; Metazoa; Arthropoda; Insecta; Lepidoptera; Papilionidae.